Molecule: messenger RNA, 1968 nt
Organism: Eleginops maclovinus (Patagonian blennie)
Lineage: Eukaryota; Metazoa; Chordata; Actinopteri; Perciformes; Eleginopidae
Gene: six7
Product: SIX homeobox 7
Exons: 3
Coding region: 413-1195 (260 amino acids)
Biological process (GO): regulation of transcription by RNA polymerase II; eye development
Cellular component (GO): nucleus; transcription regulator complex
Molecular function (GO): RNA polymerase II cis-regulatory region sequence-specific DNA binding; DNA-binding transcription factor activity, RNA polymerase II-specific
Source: RefSeq, a predicted model, not a curated record
CUAAGGCUAAGCCAAACAAGCUGAUCAGCCAGUCACCUCUGUACACACUACCCCCCACUAAGAGGCUAAUGGCCGGGAUGUAUAAUCCUUCUCAAAACAACUACAGAGAUGCUAAUUGUAUCUAGCUAUAAAUACAGGUUGACUCCUUGUCCUCUUUCUUUAUUUGGCUCUACUCUGGAAACCUGGAGGCGCCAACACCACCUUUGCGCACCAGCUUCUCUGAGACAUUUGCCCAAAUGCCAGGAGAGACUCGGUUGCAUAAGACAGGCUGCAGAUAGAAGCUGCAAGUGUCAAUACUUGCCAUCAUCUCAGGAAAGGAGGCAGAGAGCGCACGGAGCUUUACGCGCGGUUGGAUACGUUUUGGAACAUUUCAAAGCUUCUUCGGUAAACUACUGCGAGACAGCUAACCGAGAUGUUCCCACUUCCGAUGUUCACCCCGGACCAGGUCGCCCGAGUGUGCGAGAACUUAGAGGAGACCGGGGACAUCGAGCGCCUCGGUCGGUUCCUCUGGUCACUGCCGGCCGCAGUCCCAGGCUCUGCCGGGGAGGCGCUGAACCGACACGAGUCCGUGAUGCGAGCCAGAGCGCUGGUCGCUUUCCACGGGGGAAACUUCGAGGGUCUGUACCAGAUCCUGCAGAGCCACCGCUUUACGCGAGAGUCGCACGCCAAGCUGCAGGACCUGUGGCUGGAUGCGCACUAUCGGGAGGCGGAGAGGCUCCGGGGCCGGCCCCUCGGUCCAGUGGAGAAGUACCGGAUCCGCAAGAAGUUCCCCCUGCCCCGCACUAUCUGGGACGGCGAGCAGAAGACGCACUGCUUUAAGGAAAGAACUCGCAGUUUGUUGAGAGAGUGGUACCUCCAGGACCCAUACCCAAACCCGUCCAGGAAGCGGCACCUGGCCCAGGCCACAGGGCUCACACCCACACAGGUCGGAAACUGGUUCAAGAACCGCCGGCAGAGAGACCGAGCAGCGUCCGCAAAGAACAGAAUGCAACAGGAUUCCUCACACCUGCCCUCAGGUAGCUCACCCGACGGCUCCCUUCAGGACCGCCGGCAUCACCCCCAUUUGUUGCCUCCCUCCCCUCGCCACCUGGGCAGCCCGGAGGCCAGCGACUGUAGCACAGAGAACGAGCGCAGAGGAACGGGAGCCUCCACACCGGAGAUCUCUGUCAGCAGUGACAGCGAGUUUGAGUCUUGAGAUGAUGCGACGAUUUUUGAGACAGACUCUUGUUUUCUGCAAUCAUCAGACUCUAAAGACAUUUGAAACACUGGAGGUGUUCUCAGUGAGAGUGGACAUAGUGAAGGAGAAACAAAAUGCACUUAAAAAAAGCACCAUGGUAAACAACCUCGACUGUUAUAUGAAUUAGUCUACUGCCAAAAAGGGUCUUUAGAUCAUUUUGGUAUCAAUAUGUAAAGUUUUGAUAUGGGUUUCAUUGAAUAUUUUUGGAGAAAUCAUUUUAUAAAUCAUUAUCUAAGCUACAUAAAUCAUUUGCUUGGAAUCUGAGAGGACUCAAUGAAGAAUGCCUCGAGUAGGCCGUACAUUUUACUGCCUUAAAAAGGAUCUAAGGGCAUCACUCUUUUACAAUGCAAAAAUAAAUAUUUAGGUCAACUUUGUAUAUGUACCUUAGAUGCAAAUAUGCUGCUUGAAACCAGCUAUGUUUUACCUGUUCACUUCUACUGUUUGAAAGGGCUUUUUCUAAAUGCUCCUGAGCUGCUCUGAUGAAUUCCCACAGGAGCUGAAACAGAAAAAUUGUAAAGCAUUAAUUGGUCUUAACUCAAUGUGCCUAUAACAUUUGAGAACAGUGAGUCCAAGUCAGAUAUCUUUGUGUCCUAAUGUCAGAACGACACUUUCAGAGGCCUACUGUGUGCUGUCUUUCUCACAACCAUGAUUUCUAAUAACACAUUAUUUCAAUGAAAAGAUGUAUUUUGUAAAUGUUUUAUGUAAAUAAAUGAACCUAUUUUUAUCAGUUA